Messenger RNA from Fukomys damarensis (Damara mole-rat), 715 nucleotides. Its product is annotated as signal recognition particle 14 kDa protein-like. Gene Ontology annotation, cellular component: signal recognition particle, endoplasmic reticulum targeting. Gene Ontology annotation, molecular function: 7S RNA binding; endoplasmic reticulum signal sequence receptor activity. NCBI's taxonomy places the organism in Eukaryota, Metazoa, Chordata, Mammalia, Rodentia, Bathyergidae. The record is from RefSeq and is a predicted model, not a curated record. Gene Ontology annotation, biological process: SRP-dependent cotranslational protein targeting to membrane. The coding region runs from base 42 to 374 and encodes 110 amino acids. The transcript has a single exon.
GAGGCAGCAGAUGCAGAAGGCUUGGAUCCUACAUCACUGUGAUGGUGCUGCUGGAAAGCGAGCAGUUCCUGGCCAAGCUGACCAGGCUCUUCCAGAAGUGCAGGCCGUCGGGCAGCAUGUUCAUCACCCUGAAAAAAUACGAUGGUCGAACUAGAUCCCUUCCAAAGAAGGGUUCUGUGGAGGGCUUUGAACCUUCAGAUAACAAAUGUCUGUUGAGAACUACUGAUGGGAAAAAGAAUAUCAGCACUGUGGCGAGCUCCAAAGAAGUGAAUAAGUUUCAGAUGGCCUACUCAAGCCUCUUGCGAGCUAACAUGGAUGGGCUGAAGAAGAGAGACAAAAAGAGCAAGAAUAAGAAGACCAAAACGGCACAGUGAAGGGGCACCGAUUCUCUACUUUUACCAGCUAACCAACGAGUUGUUAUUUUUCCUUUGGUUUCUAUUUAUGGCCACAAAGCUAGGUUUUUGGUUCCCUUGCUGGCAGCUUAUUUUCAUGUGAGAUGACGGUCACUUUGGAGAGAGGAAUGUUACAGUUUACAGGGCAGUCAUGGUAAGAGACUAGUUUAUUUAGAUCUGUGCCACAUGGUUGUGUAUUCUUAGAUUAGUUUUCAAAGGCCUCCAGUCACUCCCCUGAAGAGCAAGGUAUCAUUAAAUGUUUGUUUCCUAACAUAGUCUCUUACUUGUUCUUUUUCUCACCCCAUUUUAAUAGUUCUGGGAAU